UACCUGUAGGUAUUCCUGCUCGGACUUCUAGUCGGUGCAGGUGGUUCUUCCGGCCUCGGAGCUCGGUAAAUUCUCCACCCGUCGCAAACACCGGGGCCGACCUUUCGCAAACAUCAUCAUCCGUAUCCAGAUUUCACCAGUCCUCCAACAAACAUGCCAGCACCAUCACAAGGCAACAUGGCGCAGCAAGUACGGUCACUAUACAGGCAGCUUCUCCGCCAGGGCAAGCAGUUCACCGCCUACAACUACCGCGAGUACGCCAAGCGACGAACGAUCGAUGCCUUCCACGAGAACAAGGGCGUGCAGGAUGAGCGAAAGGUGCAGGAGCUGGUGCAGAAGGGUCUCCAAGAGCUGCAGAUGAUGAAGAGGCAGACGGUCAUCGGACAGUUCUACCAAAUCGACAGGCUGGUCAUCGAGGGUGGACAAUCAGGAAAGGAGACGGGCAAGCAUGGCGAGAUUGCGAGGCAAAAGGAACAAGGUUACGACUAAAGGACGCGAAUCGAUGAUGGGGAGAGGUAAACUGGGUUGUACACUAGGCUGAGGCCGUGCUGUAAAAAUACAUCGCUAUCCAGGCUUAUGAUCACAAGCGCUGUAAUAGAUGGUGCUUUCUUUUAAGACGCCUUGGAAAUCAAGAAGACGAAACUUCAUUCGCUGCCAUUCGCUAUCU
Messenger RNA from Emericellopsis atlantica, 667 nucleotides. RefSeq lists its product as uncharacterized. Gene Ontology annotation, biological process: iron-sulfur cluster assembly. The transcript has 5 exons. Gene Ontology annotation, cellular component: L-cysteine desulfurase complex; mitochondrion. The record is from RefSeq and is a predicted model, not a curated record. NCBI's taxonomy places the organism in Eukaryota, Fungi, Ascomycota, Sordariomycetes, Hypocreales, Bionectriaceae. Bases 154 to 489 code for a protein of 111 amino acids.